Rangifer tarandus platyrhynchus (Svalbard reindeer) is the source of this 3891-nucleotide messenger RNA. The record is from the annotation of a GenBank genome assembly. Lineage: Eukaryota; Metazoa; Chordata; Mammalia; Artiodactyla; Cervidae.
AUGGGUCGCUCGGGGAAGUUGCCCUCCGGGGUCUCGGCCAAGUUGAAACGCUGGAAGAAAGGCCACAGCAGCGACAGCAACCCGGUCAUCUGCCGCCACCGCCAGGCCGCCCGCAGCCGCUUCUUCAGCCGGCCUUCAGGAAAGAGCGACUUGACAGUUGAUGCGGUGAAGUUGCAUAAUGAGCUGCAGUCAGGGUCCCUGCGCCUGGGCAAAAGCGAAGCCCCAGAGACGGCCAUGGAAGAAGAGGAGGUGACGCCAGCUUUCACCGAGAAGUCUUCUGGCACCUUCCUGAGCGGCCUGUCUGACUGCACAAACGUCACCUUCAGCAAAGUGCAGCGCUUCUGGGAGUCCAACUCGGCUGCCCACAAGGAGAUCUGUGCUGUCUUGGCUGCUGUCACAGAGGUGAUUCGCUCCCAGGGUGGGAAGGAAACCGAGACUGAGUACUUUGCCGCACUGAUGACAACCAUGGAAGCAGUGGAGUCCACGGAGUCUCUGGCUGCUGUUGCUUACCUGCUGAACCUUGUCCUCAAGCGCGUGCCCAGUCCUGUGCUCAUUAAGAAGUUCUCCGAUACCUCCAAAGCCUUCAUGGAUAUCAUGUCAGCCCAGGCCAUCAGUGGCUCCACCUCUGCCCUCCGAUGGGUCCUCUCCUGUCUGGCCACCCUUCUGCGGAAGCAGGACCUGGAGGCCUGGAGUUUCCCUGUGACCCUGCAGGUGCACCACGGGCUGCUGAGCUUCACUGUGCACACCAAGCCUAAGAUCCGAAAGGCUGCCCAGCAUGGGGUGUGCUCCAUCCUCAAGGGCAGCGAGUUCAUGUUUGGUGAAAAGGCCCCUGCCCAUCACCCUGCUGCCAUUUCUACCGCCAAGUUCUGCGUCCAGGAGAUCGAGAAGUCUGGAGGCUCCAAGGAGGCCACCACCAUGCUGCACAUGCUGACCCUGCUGAAGGACCUACUGCCCUGCUUCCCAGAAGGCCUGGUGAAGAGCUGCGGCGAGACUCUCCUGCGGGUCAUGACCUUGAACCAUGUGCUGGUGACAGCCUGUGCCAUGCAGGCCUUUCACAGCCUUUUCCAUGCCAAGCCCAGUGCGAGUACCCUGCCGGCAGAGCUCAACGCCCAGAUCAUCACAGCCUUGUACGACUACGUUCCCAGUGAGAAUGAUUUACAGCCCCUGCUGGCCUGGCUGAAGGUCAUGGAGAAAGCCCAUAUCAACCUGGUCAGGCUGCACCGGGAUCUGGGGCUGGGCCACCUCCCUCGCUUUUUUGGAACUGCAACGACCUGCCUCCUCUCCCCCCACUUGCCGGUGGUAACAGCUGCUGCCCAGUGCCUCCAGGAGAUCCUGAAAGAGUGUGUCGCUCCCCACAUGGCCGACAUUGGCUCCGUGACCUCCUCGGCCUCAGGCCCUUCCCAGUACAUCGCCAAGAUGUUCAGGGCGGUGGAGGAGGGCCUGACGUACAGAUUCCAUGCAGCAUGGAGCUCUGUGCUGCAGCUGCUGUGUGUCUUCUUCGAAGCCUGUGGGAGGCAGGCCCAUCCUGUGAUGAAAAAGUGCCUGCAGUCGCUGUGUGACCUGCGCCUCUCCCCCCACUUCCCCCACACGGCAGCUCUGGACCGCGCGGUGGGGGCUGCGGUGGCCAGCAUGGGCCCUGAGGUGGUUUUAGAGGCUGUGCCUUUGGAAAUCGACGGCUCGGAAGAGACUCUGGAUUUCCCCCGGAGCUGGCUGCUGCCCGUCAUCCGAGACCACGUCCGGGAAACACGACUUGGUUUCUUUACCGCUUACUUCCUGCCUCUGGCCACCACCCUGAAGAGGAAAGCAAUGGACCUGGCCCAGGCAGGCAGCACAGUGGAGUCCAAGAUCUAUGACACGCUACAGUGGCAGAUCUGGACCCUCCUGCCUGGGUUCUGCACGAGGCCCACGGACGUGGCUGCUGCCUUCAAAGGGCUGGCACGGACUCUGGGCACAGCCAUCAGUGAGCGCCCAGACCUGAGGGUCACCGUGUGCCAGGCCCUGCGCACCCUUAUCACCAAGGGCUGUGAGGCAGAGGCUGAUCGUGCUGAAGUGAGCCGCUUUGCCAAGAACUUUCUGCCCAUCCUGUUCAACCUGUAUGGGCAGCCUGUUGCAGCCGGAGAUACCCCUGCUCCUCGGCGGGCCGUGCUGGAAACCAUCAAAACUUACCUCACCAUUACUGAGCCUCAGCUGGUGAACGGUUUCCUGGAAAAAGCCAGUGAGAAGGUACUGGACCCUUCUAGCUCUGACUUCACCAGGUUGUCUGUCCUGGACCUGGUUGUGGCCUUGGCUCCCCAUGCUGAUGAAGCCGCCAUCAGCAAGCUCUACUCCACCAUCCGGCCCUACCUAGAGAGCAAGGCCCACGGGGUACAGAAGAAGGCCUACCGUGUGCUGGAGGAGGUGUGCGCCAGCCCCCAGGGCCCCGGGGCCCGCUUUGUGCAGAGCCACCUGGACGACCUGAAGAAGACCCUGCUGGGCUCGCUGCGGAGCACCUCCUCGCCCGCCAAGAGGCCCCGUUUGAAGUGCCUCACACACAUUGUGAAGAAGCUCUCAGCCGAGCACGAGGAGUUCAUCAGCGCCCUUGUCCCGGAGGUGAUCCUCUGUACCAAGGAGGUCUCGGUGGGGGCCCGGAAGAAUGCUUUCGCGCUGCUGGUGGAGAUGGGCCACGCUUUCCUUCGGUUUGGCCCAAACCAGGAAGAGGCCCUGCAGCGCUACCUUGUCCUCAUUUACCCCGGCCUCGUGGGCGCAGUGACCAUGGUCAGCUGCAGCAUCCUGGCCCUGACCCACCUCCUCUUCGAGUUUAAAGGUCUAAUGGGGACCAGCACAGUGGAGCAGCUGCUGGAGAACGUGUGUCUGCUUCUGGCCUCGCGUACCCGCGACGUGGUGAAGUCAGCGCUGGGCUUCAUCAAGGUGGCAGUGGUCGUCAUGGACGUGGUGCACCUGGCCAAGCACGUGCAGCUGGUGAUGGGCGCCAUCGGAAAGCUCUCGGACGACAUGCGGCGGCACUUCCGCAUGAAGCUUCGGAACCUGUUCACCAAGUUCAUCCGCAAGUUCGGGUUCGAGCUGGUGAAGAAACUCCUGCCGGAGGAGUACCACAAAGUCCUGGUAAAUAUCCGGAAAGCAGAGUCCCGGGCCAAGAAACACCGGGCCCUCAACCAGGCCGCCGUGGAAGAGGAAGAAGAGGAGGAGGAGGAACCUGUCCAGGGCAAAGGCGACAGCAUCGAGGAGAUUUUGGCCGACUCUGAGGAUGAGGAAGAUGAGGAGGAGGAGCGGAGUCGGGGCAAGGAGCAGCGGAGACUGGCCCGCCAGAGGAGCCGGGCGUGGCUGAAGGAGGGGGGCGGGGACGAGCCCCUCAACUUCCUGGACCCCAGGGUGGCCCAGCGAGUCCUGGCCACGCAGCCUGGACCGGGCCGGGGCAAGAAGAAGGACCACGGCUUCAAGGUGAGCGCCGACGGCCGGCUGAUCAUCCGAGAGGAGGAGGAUGCCAAUGCCAAGAUGGAGGAAGAGGAAGGCGCCAAAGGGGAGGAUGAGGAGCUGGUUGACCUGAUGGAAGACGUAGGCGUCAAGAGUAAAAAGCACCAGAAGCUUAAGCAGAAAGAGGCUGACGACGAAGAGCUGGAGAUGCCCCCUCAGUACCAAGCGGGAGGCUCUGGCAUCCAUCGCCCAGUGGCCAAGAAGACUAUCCCUGGGGCUGAGUACAAGGCAAAGAAAGCAAAGGGUGACGUGAAGAAGAAGGGUCGGCUCGACCCCUACGCCUACAUCCCCCUCAACAGAACCAAGCUCAACCGCAGGAAGAAGAUGAAGCUACAGGGGCAGUUCAAGGGCCUGGUGAGAGCUGCUCAGCGGGGCUCCCAGGUGGGACACAAGCUCCGCAGGAAGGAUCGUCGGCCCUGA